AUGUAUACCCACAACUGCCACCUCCUCCCUCCACCACCUCCUCCACCACCAUCAGGAGAAGGCCGUCGCGGCAAGCGCAAGCGCGAAGAUGAUGGAGUUCGACCAGAUCGUGAGUCCAAGUGUGGAAACGAUGAUGCCGGAACCAAUCAAGGCGGCGGUGGAAGCAAGAAGGCCAUUUCGCAGUACAUCAUCGAUGCCACUCAUGGUCACGAUGUCAGUGUUACGGGCAAGCGCAAGCGCGAAGAUGAAGAUUCGGUGUGGGCUGCCCGAAUCGUAACAAGUGCCGAGAACCAGGGUGAGACCGCAAUGAGCCACAAGAAU
Molecule: messenger RNA, 321 nt
Organism: Mesorhabditis belari
Lineage: Eukaryota; Metazoa; Nematoda; Chromadorea; Rhabditida; Rhabditidae
Source: the annotation of a GenBank genome assembly